UUGAGGAAGUCGGCGCUCGCGGCAGCCGGUUCCCGUGGCUGCGCCAGGGCAGGAGCGCCGCGUCCCGAGCGGUGCCGAGCCCGCCCCGGCCCAGCUCCAGUCCAGCCGCCGCUCGUCCGCCUGCCCGCCGCCGCCAUGGCCACCCGCUCCUGCCGGGAGAAGGCGCAGAAGCAGAAUGAGCAGCACCAGGCCAUCCUGGCCAAGCUGCUGCGGGAGGAGGACAACAAGUACUGCGCGGACUGCGAGGCCAAGGGUCCAAGAUGGGCUUCUUGGAACACCGGUGUUUUUAUUUGCAUCAGAUGUGCUGGAAUACAUCGAAAUCUUGGGGUCCAUAUAUCAAGAGUCAAGUCUGUCAACUUGGAUCAAUGGACACCAGAGCAAAUACAGUGCAUGCAGGAAAUGGGAAAUACUAAAGCUAGACUACUCUAUGAAGCUAAUCUACCAGAGAACUUCCGAAGACCUCAAACAGAUCAAGCUGUGGAAUUUUUCAUCAGGGAUAAGUAUGAAAAGAAGAAGUAUUAUGAUAAAAAUGCAGUUAAUGCCUUCAAUAAGGAAAAAGAAAAAAAGAAAGAAGAGAAAAAGAGAGAGAGAGAAUCAGAAAAACCAUCAAAACAAUUAGCAGUUGAAAAGCCGCAGAAGAAAGAGGAUCAGCAAUCAGAAGCUAAAGCAAGUCCAAAAAAAUCAUCAGAACCCACUAUUGACCUUUUAGGACUUGAUGGUCCAGCUGAAUCAUCUGUUACAAAUGGAGGCACUGCUGCUGUCACAGCACUGAAUGAUGACCUGGAUAUCUUUGGUCCAAUGAUCUCUAAUCCUUUACCAGCAACUGCUGUACCUCCUGCUCAGAGCACUUCCACUAAACCAACAGCUGCCACCUUGUCUGCAGCAUCCGGGGAUCUCGAUCUGUUCACUGAGCAAACAACAAAAUCCGAAGAGUCGGCAAAGAAACAACUCUCCAAAGACUCCAUCUUAUCACUGUACGGCACAGGAACCAUGCAGCAGCAAAGUGCUCCAGGUAUGUUCAUGGGGUCGUCUUCUAUGCCAUUUACCACACAACCAUCAACUCAUUUUCAAGGCUUUCCAGCCAUGGGAGUUCCUGUGCCUGCAGCAACUGGGAUGAUGGGAAACAUGAUGGGACAAUCGGUGCCGGUCAUGGGACAGAGCACAGGAGUGAUGGUAGGAAUGGGAAUGCCAAAUGGAUUUACUGGUACUACACAAACUGGUGUGAUGGGACUUCCUCAAAAUGUCGUUGGACCUCAAGGUGGAAUGGUGGGACAGAUGGUCACGCCACAAAAUAAGUAUGGAUUGCAACAAAACCAACAAGCUCAAUGGAACCUCUCUCAGAUGAAUCAGCAAAUGGCUGGAAUGAAUCUCAGCAGUUCCAGCAAUGUGAUGGGCUUUGGCCAGCCCCCCAGCACAGCAGCAGGAUGGACUGGAAGCUCCUCUGGUCAGACUCUGAGCACACAACUGUGGAAAUGAAAGUUGGGAUGGAAGCCUCACCCAGAACAGCCACCUAACACAUUCCUUGUUCCAAUGCGUUUACUUUCGCUGUUCCUUCCAUGUACAUACUCAUUUUCUUUUUCCCCAGCUGUUCAGAUUAAGAAUAUAACUGACUGACCGUGUUGUGGUCUAUAUUGAUUUAAAUUUGAUGUAGUGAAAAGCAGAUCAAGAAUACAUUUAUACAUCAUUGGCAGCGUUUUCAUACAAUGCAUAUGAUUUCAUAGACCGUAUAUUUAAGAAGCUGCUUAACCACGUACUGAUUUUUUUUCCCUCAAAAUUCUAGAUCAAAUGUUUGCAUAUAAGGGAUGUAGCUAUCAUGUUAGUAAUAUCCAAAAAUAUGAACCCUGACCUCCCCAAAUUACCCAGUAAUCCUGUAGAAGGUACUGUAUGAACAAAUGUUUAAUCAUAUAUAAAUAGAAUGUAAAUGUAUCACUGAGCAAUGUUUUCUAGUGUAUCAAACAAAUUUUGUUUCAUCAUACAUUUCACUGUGAUGUUAUUAUGGUGUGUGUAACAGGGAAUAUGGUUAUUGAAAGAAAGAUAAACCUGGAUGUUACUGUAGUUCUACAAAUCAAUAGUUUAUUCUUUUAAAAAUGAGCGUUUCCAUUUGAGUUUCCUGUGAUGAAGUACCCAACCUGGCUCACGAGGCACGUACACAGUAUUACUGCUGGGAACUAGCGGCACAAUACGUAUACUAAGUAACUUGGUGUGAACAGAGAGAUUUUUUUCCUUGCAGGGAUAUCCAGGUUUAUGACAGUGAUUGUGUUUACAUUUUAUGGUGCCUCGUAAUGAUAAAAUGUUAUUUCCCUAUAUUAAAAGGAUAAAUCCAUAAA
Molecule: messenger RNA, 2327 nt
Organism: Grus americana (Whooping crane)
Lineage: Eukaryota; Metazoa; Chordata; Aves; Gruiformes; Gruidae
Gene: SMAP1
Product: small ArfGAP 1
Exons: 10
Coding region: 136-1476 (446 amino acids)
Biological process (GO): regulation of clathrin-dependent endocytosis
Molecular function (GO): metal ion binding; GTPase activator activity
Source: RefSeq, a predicted model, not a curated record